UUUGUUUAACCUUAAAUGGUUUGUAGUUUAUAAUUCCCCAAAUAAUUAUUUUGCUAAAUUAGCAAAUUUUUGUGUAAUAUUUAUAGAAAAUGUCCUAAUUUGUUUAAUAUAAAUGUGAAUAUUUUAAAUAGUUUAUUUAAUACUCAAGAUUUUAUCCAAAUAAGAAAUAAAAAUGACUGCCUUGGCCACCAUCAAUUGGUUGUUUAUUUGUGGUUUGAGCUUUUGUUUAGGCGGUGUUGUGGUGCUAAGUUUAAUGCCAUUGAGCUCAGAUUGCAUUUGUCCCAUUAGCAGAGGGAAGCCAAAAGUCGAAAAUGCUGAUAUACAAAGUCGUACCUCCGAUGAAUUACAAGUUGUGCACAAAUUAGCCAUAUUGGUACCAUUUCGUGAUCGUUUUGAAGAGUUGUUACAAUUUGUGCCUCAUAUGACCAGUUUCCUUAAGAAACAGGGUUUAAAUCAUCAUAUAUUUAUUUUAAAUCAAGUUGAUCGCUACCGCUUUAAUCGUGCCUCUUUAAUAAAUGUGGGUUUUCGUUUUACCAGCGGUGUAUACGAUUAUAUAGCCAUGCAUGAUGUUGAUUUAUUGCCUUUAAAUGAUGACUUGCAUUAUGAUUAUCCCAGUGAGGUGGGUCCGCUGCAUAUUGCAGCACCAGAUUUACAUCCCAAAUAUCAUUAUGAAAAUUUUGUGGGUGGUAUUUUGCUAGUGAGGAGGGAGCAUUUUGAAGCUGUAAAUGGUAUGUCAAAUAAGUACUGGGGUUGGGGUCUGGAAGAUGAUGAAUUUUAUGUACGUAUAAGAGAUGCCGGCCUGCGUGUAACAAGACCCCAAAAUAUUAAGACUGGUGUUAAUAACACUUUUAACCAUAUACAUAAUCGAUAUCAUCGCAAAAGGGACACACAAAAAUGUUUCAAUCAAAAGGAGGUGACACGUAAACGUGAUCGCCAGACGGGCCUUAACACUCUACAGUAUAAAAUUCCCAAAGUCUAUGACCUGACAAUUGAGGGUAUACGCGUAACCGUGUUAAACAUAAUGCUGGAAUGUGACUUAAAUGAUACACCCUGGUGUGAUUGUACUGGCGCUGCGGCAGCCGCACAAGCAGAAGAUUUAAAAUCUGCUUAAUUGUAAAAACAAAAUGCCAUAAAUACAAGACAAGUACUACAAAGUCUUUUUUGU
Molecule: messenger RNA, 1165 nt
Organism: Lucilia cuprina (Australian sheep blowfly)
Lineage: Eukaryota; Metazoa; Arthropoda; Insecta; Diptera; Calliphoridae
Gene: beta4GalT7
Product: beta-1,4-galactosyltransferase 7
Exons: 3
Coding region: 173-1111 (312 amino acids)
Biological process (GO): carbohydrate metabolic process; proteoglycan biosynthetic process
Molecular function (GO): xylosylprotein 4-beta-galactosyltransferase activity
Source: RefSeq, a predicted model, not a curated record